This is a messenger RNA of Oryza sativa Japonica Group (Japanese rice), 702 nucleotides long. Lineage: Eukaryota; Viridiplantae; Streptophyta; Magnoliopsida; Poales; Poaceae. The record is from RefSeq and is a predicted model, not a curated record.
UCAACCUCCAAAACACAUAAGAGAAAUUCAAUAAUUACACACAAAAAAAAUAAGGCAUAAGAAGGCAGCUGCAGCUGCUAGCUGCUGUUGUUGUUGGUAGUAGUUUUUUGGGCACCAAUUUUCCAUGGAGACGAAGGUGAGGAUGAGCUGCAGGUUGGGCACUAUGGUGGCCCUGGUGCUGGUGGGCGUCGUGCUGGCGGCGAUCCUGCAGGAGGCCACCGUCGACGCGGCAUCGUCCAGCAGCGACUCGCCGGCGGCGAAAUCGGGCACCGGCUACCUCGACUACGGCAACCUCAAGGCGAAGCUGCCUCCACCGGGCGUCGCCGUUACCAAGAGGCCAUGCAUAGCAAAAGAGAAAUGCCGCGGCUGAUCGAUCGAUCGAUCGAUCAUCACCGACGUACCCAGACGGAUGAAACGGAUCGACGUACGUACUGCUUAUGGUGUCAGCGUGUUCUUGUUUUUUUUUUCUUUUCUUUUCUUUCUUUCCGAUGGAAUUGAAACGUGUGUGUUCUUGUUUUUCUUCUUCUCAUGGCAUCGCCUUGGCUUUCUAUAUAUAAUGAGGUUUUUAAUGUCACUAAUUAAUUAACCACCUGGGAUAUAUAGGCCACAUUGGUGAAAAUCCAACUGUUUGUAGCGAGUAUAGUGCGUAGAGUCGUGCUCCAGCAUUAUUAAUACAUCAUCACACCGAUGAUUAAUUCUUCU